Rhinocladiella mackenziei CBS 650.93 is the source of this 2502-nucleotide messenger RNA. RefSeq lists its product as uncharacterized. Lineage: Eukaryota; Fungi; Ascomycota; Eurotiomycetes; Chaetothyriales; Herpotrichiellaceae. The coding region runs from base 1 to 2502 and encodes 833 amino acids. The transcript has a single exon. The record is from RefSeq and is a predicted model, not a curated record.
AUGACUGACCUACGUCCUCCACCGUGCGGGAAGGCAGGUGACGACGGCCCCACGACUACGACCAUAAGCAACUUUGAUCUCGAAUAUCCAGAAAUUCCUCUGCAUCUUUCACUUGAAUCUUUGCUCGCCCAUUCGUCGUCCUCCGCCAUGCCCGCCUCCGAAUCGAACCCUCCUUCUCUCGAUGACAGCUGGGCCUCUCUUGGAGAUAUCGAGUCGUCCAACGAAGACGAUCUGCAAUCCGAGCACACUGAUGUUGGAUCUCUACUCGAUGUUCAUAGUUCAGACGACAUCCAAAGCGUCACUGAUGACGUCCAUGUUGGCGAGACCCAAUCCAUAGACGACGAGGGUAUUGGAGACACUUCUACAGAAGACCCAGGCCGACGAGUCUCGGCGGAAGAGUUAGCUCAACAAGAUAUCCCUCUGAUUCAUCCGUCUAUCCCAAUCCCUCAAGCGGCACGCCCGGUGAGACUUGGCCAAGGACCUGAGUUGGUUCGGAUUCACAAUACGAUCAGAACCCUGAGCGAAAAUGAGAUUCGAAAACUACCUCCACUAUUUAAAGACGAGGGCGGAUCAAGAAGAUACUCUAGUAUUAUUCGCAUAACGCUCUCAGAAGACGGCUUGGACCCAAAUUCUCUUGAGUACUUCAAAGUCGUCCUGCUUGGAAAGCAUGCGGAGCAGUUCAGACCUGAGAUACAGCGAAAACUUGGAGAUGCCUUGGUCUCACGGCGAGUAAGUCACACCACCACGCCGAGAUCGAUUUCGAGGUUUCACCUAGUCCCAAAUACAUUUGGACCAGGCUCAGAACCAGAAUUCGCCGACCUUGUUGCUAUUGACAAUCAGAUCGAUUUUGACUGCUAUGAUCUGGUUAAACCUGCCGGCACUGCCAGUCAUCGAGUACCAUUGAUAUUGAGCAACAGCCAAACACGAUCCGAGAUUGUUUCGAAAUGGGAUGGUAGUACGUUCGUGGUGACCAAUACUCGCUGGGUCCCGCCCGACCUUGCAGUUAUCUGCGUUCACCUUGAUCAAGAAUACGAGAUGGACGAUGACAGUCUGCGAAUGCUCACAUUUGCCGAGAGACAUGGAAUACCCCACAUUCUUAUCCGAAUGGAUCGAGGUUGGCAUGGUGACUAUGGUAUUGCAGGCAAUCUGGACUCCCUUCAUGAGAGUCUUGAAAGUCGACUCGAGCUGUCGCAAGAUAUCAAACCAUUCCCGAAGCUUCCGGUGGAUAUGGCAGCAUUUUUGAAUCUUGACUCUGCUUUACUCAAUAAACAUAUCGCCUAUGUCAUAUCCACCGUAGAGAAGCCGACUUCUCACGAGCUGAUUGAUUUGGCUUAUCGUGCCGAUCCUCCGUACAAAAAGGAGCCCAGUCCUUGGAUGCAAAUUCCGUUCAACGGUGCUCUCCUUAAAACCUUCUUUAUCACUCUCUGGAUUGUGGGGAUAUACAUUUUCCUUGGUGCUCAUCUCUGGCCUGUGGUAUCCGACUCUCUAUCAGGUGGACCUGGCCGACCAGGGCAGGGAACGACAGCGACGGCGCAAGAACCAUCGGAUUCCACGUCAGGACGGGCAUCUGCCGUACCGAAGUCGUCUCAGGCACAACCACCAAUUCUAUCGUCGCAAGGUCUUGAGUAUGUUUCCGCGAAAGAGGGCCAGAUUGGCCAACAGCUUGUUGAAAUCGCUUCAGUCAGCUCUGUAACAUUACCAUUAGAAGAGGACGCUCUCCAUUUCCAAGUUGGCAUUGCAGGUGAAAAUCAGUUGGUGGUGAAAUUGCCCAAAUUUGCUCUCAAUCGCAAGAAGCGGUCUCAAUUAUCAGUCGUGCUGACGAGAUCGAACCAAACCAUUCCGGCAACCAUACAGGAGCUCUUCGACGGAGUCUUCAGCGUUCAACUCCACCAUCGCGAUACUUAUGGAGACAUCGAGGUAAAUCUAACCAUGACCAAACCUCAACUAAGCGAGACUCUGACUGUGUCGUUCGGAAAUAAAUCGAUCUUUGACUACGCACCGUUAAAGGGAGCCUUAAAUACGGCAAUGGAGCAUCUCCAGGAGAUGGCGGCGUUGAUUUCUGGUGUUUGGCCAUACAAACAAGCUGUCGCUGCCACUCAAGACCACGCCGAUGUCAUUCAUGCGCUCACACAAGGACUGAAAGAAGAUGUUCAGAAGCUCUUGUCUUGGCGUCUUGAAUGGAAGCUGUCAAGCUCCUCUACUGCGUCCAGCCUCCAGUCACGAGUCUCGGGGAAUGCACAAGCUCUGUACUCUUACGUUGUGCUGUUGACAAACGAAGGCUCGACGCAAGGGAGGAAAGUUCUGGCUCACGUGUUGGAUAACAUCUCGAAGGCUCGAUCAGCGAUACGGACUAUGUCAACUCCCACUGAUAUGUCUGCACUCGUGAAACCAAGCCUAAACACCAAAGCGGUUGUUGACAAGCUAGGGGCUGCACAAGUACGGGCACGACAGAUUGUGGCCAACGCGGCAGGUAGAGUAAGAUCACGCCAUGGGGUGCGGUGA